AUGAGACCUGAAGCAACAUCUUUAAAAAAGAAAGCAACGACCAGAAGAAAAAAUCAUCAACAUUGGUCAAGACAUAAGCACGAAAUAUUGGCAAAACGAAGUAUUCAAACGCUUAAAUUUCCUCAGGUUCAAAUCUUAAAUGAAAAUGAAUGUAAAGUAAAUGAUAUAAAAACUAAUGAUACAUUAAAUUUCUUGUCAACAAACGAAACAGCAAAUGACAGUAAUACUGAAUAUUCUGAUGAAAAUGAUCUUAAUGACGAUUUUAUCAAUACAUAUUUUGAUGACAUUGAUGAAUAUGGUAUUUCUUUUGAUACAUUUCACCAAGAUCAAAUUGAAGAAGAAAUUGAUGAAGAAGAAAUUGAUGGAGAGGAAAUUGAUGAAGAGGAAAUUGAAGAAACUUUUAUUGAACAGCAAACAGAAUUUGCUGAUCAGUUCAUGAGUGUGGAAUCAUCAACAACACCAGUUCGAUAUUUCGAUUAUACUGUUGAUCAUAAAAAAAAACAUAAAUGUACAAAUAGCCUUAUUAAUGAUAUAUUGAAAAUGUUAAAAGCAUUGAAAGUUCCAAAUAUUCCUGCAUCUUGGUACAGAUUAACCGAAAUUAUCAAAAGAACCGAAGAAACAUCAAAAUCAAAAUCAAAACAAAGAAUCAUUGAUUCAACUUCUUAUUUUUGUCCGGAAUGCGAACAAGAAUCAAUUGAUCCAAAAAAAUGUACGAACACAAAUUGUUCAUAUUAUUCCAACUGUUUAAUACCUCCUCAUACAUUUAUGGUGAUGAACAUUCAACAGCAAAUUGAAGAAGUUCUAAGAUCAACUCAUCGAAAUGAUCUUGAUCUAUCAGCACAAACAUUACCAGAAUCCACAACAUCAUUAAUUGAUAUCUAUCAUGGAGGUGUUUAUAGAAAUACUGUACAUUCAUUGAGAAAUGAAAAUAAUAAUCGUUUUAUAUCAUUGACAUGUAAUAUUGAUGGUGCUGCUGUGUACACAAGCAGUGAACAGACUAUGUGGGCAUUCAUGGCAUGUUUGAAUGAAUUAAAUAGAUCAAUACGUUUUAAUAUAGAAAAAAUGAUCGGUAAUAAUUUUGUAAUAAAUAAGUAG
Messenger RNA from Rotaria sp. Silwood2, 1095 nucleotides. The record is from the annotation of a GenBank genome assembly. Lineage: Eukaryota; Metazoa; Rotifera; Eurotatoria; Philodinida; Philodinidae.